Molecule: messenger RNA, 345 nt
Organism: Neltuma alba
Lineage: Eukaryota; Viridiplantae; Streptophyta; Magnoliopsida; Fabales; Fabaceae
Product: zinc finger CCHC-type and RNA-binding motif-containing protein 1-like
Exons: 1
Coding region: 1-345 (114 amino acids)
Molecular function (GO): zinc ion binding; nucleic acid binding
Source: RefSeq, a predicted model, not a curated record
AUGGCUACGGUGGAAAGAGGGAAGUUCGCCAGAGUAAGUGUAGAAAUAGAUCUGAACAGGAAGUUGCAAUCGAGAUUUAUGCUUCGAAAGAGAAUGUUCACAGUAGAGUAUGAGGGGCUAGAAGAAAUUUGCUUUAAGUGUGGAAGAUAUGGUCACAAGCUGGAAAUCUGUCCUCUGAACAUGGAGAGACGAACAGAGCCUAAAGAAGGAAAACAAAACCUGCCGGAAAACAAGGAGUCGAUGCCGGAGCUGAAGGAAGACGACAAGCAAGCCUUGUUUAGCAUGCCAGGGGUGACGUUAGAGGAAGAGUACGGAACAUGGAUGAAAGCAAAACACACUUUAUGA